Messenger RNA from Fonsecaea multimorphosa CBS 102226, 1248 nucleotides. RefSeq lists its product as uncharacterized. The coding region runs from base 1 to 1248 and encodes 415 amino acids. Lineage: Eukaryota; Fungi; Ascomycota; Eurotiomycetes; Chaetothyriales; Herpotrichiellaceae. The record is from RefSeq and is a predicted model, not a curated record. The transcript has 3 exons.
AUGUUCGAGGAAGCGGUGAUCUUCCCGUCUCAGCCGCUUUUCAUGGUGGACAGAAGUUGGCAACGGCGCAAAAAGGUGAAGAAUGAUGCUUUCUCUCAGGAAAUUGAUCUUCAGAGCUCGCGCGUUCCUGAGGUCACCAUCAAGGUCGCGAACGGGCCGGCCGAGAUGAGACAAGCGUCGCCACCCAGGGCUAAAGACACUGAGAGGCAAGCAAAAGCCCAUGCAAAGGAGCCCAAUCAAGUACAGUUUCGGGCCUACAACCCCUCAGCGGGCAAACAGAGGCACCAUGGCAAAUCGAAGAAGCACGAAAAGCAGAAAGAGGUUGUAAGAGAAACAACCGACGCGGAUAAUCAAUCUUCUAUUCCUAGCACCAAGUCUGUGGUAGCCAGGAAAGAUAUAUUCUUCCCCAAGUGGGCACUUCCUGGAACAGCCACUGCCCUGUACGCGAUGAUCGACCCUGAAGUGAGCUCUUUCCAGGAGUUCGUGAGCUACUAUCCUACACGCCUUGCUGCAUCAAUGUAUCCAAUCAGCAGAAAGGUCCGACUCACCUACAACCCCAUUGAGACAAUAUGGCUGCCCGUCGUCGUGACAGACCAGGUCUCGCUGCACGCCACUCUAUUCUCAUGCGCCAUGCACUUCUUCCGCAUGUCCGGACAUCAAUCGUUCAAGGAUUCGGACCUGAUGAUGAAGGUAAUUCUCAAUCGACUCAACCGCAGAUUGCACGAUGGGACAUACUCGGACCUUACUAUUAGCGCUGUAUCGUGCCUGGCGCUAAAUGAGAACUACCUGGGAAAUCACCAAAGCUGGGCAAUGCACGCUGCUGGAAUGUCCGAGAUGGUAAGAGCACGAGGUGGUUUUGGGGCUGUCAAAGAUGUGUUGCACAUGAAGAUCUAUCGGCCUGAUACGAUUGGCGCUGUCGAUACGCUCUCACAUCCUCAUUUCCCGCGUCCGGUCAAAACGACUGAAUCGCUUUACAGUGCAGUGGUGCUUAAUUCAGGUUUGACGCCUACCAAAUUGCCUAUUCUGGACCUUGAUUUGACCCCGACCGUAUCGAAUGCUCUUACCGAACUAGCACACUUAUGCCACGCUCUCAGUCACGCCGCUGAUGAGCAAAUACCGGUUGACCCUCUUGCAUUCGACGAGGAUGUGACCUGUAUCCAGCACGACUUGCUACGGUCACAGAACUCCCAGCAGGGAGUUGUCGAAAGAGUCCUGCCUUGCUGUCGAGCCCAAGGCAUUGCCCGAUGA